CACCAACCAAUGACGAGGGUCACACAUUACCUAUUCGCCGUCGCACACAAGCAGCUGUCUGAAAUAUCCAGCACGACCCCCAUGACUUAGUGUACAUAGGAUGUGUUUGAGUCCCCUGACCUCAACACCAGCUGUGUCCGCCCAUCCCAUCAACAGCCAACCAACAGCAAAGUAGGACCAGCACUUCAAUCAAGCCCACAGCCCACAGCCACUGACCCAAACAAAAACAAGAGAUUGAAAACUUCCCACACAAAAUAAUCAGAUUGGCCUCACAGCUCGCUGGGCAGAGCUUGAUAGUGUGGACUCAUUGCUUAGUGUGUGCUGGCUGCUGGAGAGGGUGCACCUGAUCUAGGAGUAUAUGUAUUAGCAGGAACCGACCAAAAUUCCCUGAUACCAGGAAAAAUAACACGUCUUAAAUCAGCAAACUUCCUGUGGGACCAUCCUAGGCUGGUUUUUGCUACAGACCAGCUGUCUGGGUUCUUGCAGUGAUUCUGUGUCAACGGAAGAAAACCUUGGAUAAAAAGUAGCAGUUGUCAGCAUCUUCUCUGUGAAGUUAAGUGUGUUUGUGAAAUUUGGAAGUUUUUCCGCGUUUUUGAAAGCAGGAAAGAUCUCCUCUGGGUUAUUCUAAGGAAUUUCUGUCAAUGUCUGUUUGACUUGGAACUUAAAUCUCCUGGAUUCAAUUUCACAGCAAGUUUUAAGCUGACAAGAUGGCACCUCGAAACAGACGAGCGGACAACGGUUGUUGCAGUCUGCUGUUUCUACGAUAUGUCUUGUUUGUCUUCAACGUCCUUUUCUGGGCGACUGGUCUGGCGUUCCUGAUCAUGGGGAUAUGGACAAUUAUCAACAAGCACCGUUAUGUGGGUCUCCUUGGCAACAACACCUACCCUGCCACCACCUUCCUCUUCCUCGCCAUCGGCACCAUCAUCAUCUUCGUGGGAAUCCUCGGAUGUCUCGGCACCGUCAAAGAUAACCGAUGCUGCCUCGUCUCGUACGCGUUCUUGCUGCUGGUGAUCUUCCUGCUGGAGGCUGUAGCUGGGGUGCUGGCCUACAUGUAUGAAGGAGCGAUCCGAGAAGAGUUGACGAGGAACCUGAAUCACACCAUCAUCAACAACUACAACUUCUACAACAGCAUCACAGACGCAGUCAACGACAUGCAAAAGGAGUUCCAGUGCUGCGGCGCCGGCUCCUACAAAGACUGGCACUACUCACGCUGGCUGAAGAUGGACACGGCCACGGAGAACGUGGUGCCGGACAGCUGCUGCAUCUCCCCCACGCUGCGGUGCGGCAAGAGUGACUCCCCCUCCAACAUCUACUGGAAGGGCUGCUCUCCCCGGCUGGAGGAGUCCGUCAAGAAGCACCUGAUUCUGAUUGGUGGGAUAGGACUUGGCCUGUGUUGUAUACAGAUAUUUGGUAUAAUAUUCGCCUGCUGCCUGGCUCGGAAGAUUAAAGAAAGCAAGGAGGGAUACUGACAAUCAAAGAAGAAGGUCAGAUGGUCUGAAUGUCAACAUAGUGCUAUAGAUUGACAGGCCAGAUGAUCGAACAGAGCUAGCCAUGGCUGAUAUAUCGACAAGUUUGCGUCCAUGCUUCCUAACAAUAUCUUCAUAUAACAAGUGCUAUUUUAUCAGAGGAAGCCCCUGUUAAAAGUAAAUGUCCAUAGAUUUCCACAUUUGUACUUGUAGAAGAUAGUUAUUGUAAACAAUAUGCUGUUGAAAUGCUGUUACGUCCAAUGUGAUUGUCACACAGAACAAGGUGUAUCUUGUGUCUUUUUUAUGAGUUUGUUUCCAGUGAUUUUAUGAAUGCUUCACGGUAUUUGUUCCCUUGAUGAUAGGAAUAUGUUGCAGUAAGUAAUGGGUGCCAAUAGUGAUUCAAGGUUGGUGCAAGAAUGUGUUUCCCAGACAUACGAAUCAUGUCAGUUGUUUCUAGUCAAAUGCUUCGUGUUGUAAACAACUGUGGCUUAAACAGUAUGGCUAGAUUGUAGCUACGGAUAGGGUGAGGUGAUAGAAGUGGGGGUGAGGUGAUAGUAAUGGGGGUGAGGUGAUAGAAGUGGGGGUGAGGUGAUAGAAGUGGGGGUGAGGUGAUAGUAGUGGGGGUGAGGUGAUAGAAGUGGGGGUGAGGUGAUAGAAGUGGGGGUGAGGUGAUAGUAGUGGGGGUGAGGGAUAGUUGUGGUAAGUUCACUUUGUCGACAGGGCAAUCUUAAAAUUAUGGAACCCCUGUCUCUGAACAUAGACUUUAAACAGCCGUAAUUCACCCUCUUAGACAAAGGAUAUCUUGUAUAUCACUGCUUUGUUGACAAAGUGUUUGUGACACCAUGUUAACAAAGACCUAGUCCGACAUAGCUAAGACAUCUUAGUGAAGCUGGUCGCUGUUCUCUCUGGCCAUACUGUUUAGGCUAUACGGCUUUAUUAUUUGUAUAUAUCAUCUAAAUGACUAAUAUCAUUAUUUAUCCUAUUUAUUGUUAAUCUUUAACUUGCACUACCGGUUACCAUAGUAUUACCAUAGUUACAUGUGGCACCAUUAGUUUAGAUCCUGCACAACUUAGUUACUUGAGGUAACCAUGGUAACUAGAAAUGGUUCACAUCAUAAAGUGGGGAGGGAUACAUUACAUGAUAAAUGUUUGACCUUGACCUUGACCUCAAUGGUUUUUUUAUAUGAUUCCCUGCACAUAUGGGUAACAAUAAAUGUACUAGACUAUCUUAAAUAUUGCUUGACACGGGCUUCAGGUUAUUAAUUAAGGUCCCGAGUGCCCUAAGAAAGUGAUUUUAACAAUUCAUCAUCAUUUGAUGAAUGCAUGCCCUCCCAUUUAUAUUAUUUUGUGAAGGUACAUGAUCUCACGAUACAUUACACUUAUUUUGAUCAAAAGACAGGUAGAUUGUUACACCCCUUGGACAUACCUCAAAUGGAUUAGCCCCAAAUAAAUAUAUAUCAUGUAAAACAUCAUAAAUAUUGUCACUGAUGCCCAAAUAUUUAACCACUGUAAACAUGAAUGCAUCCAAAAAUUCAAUUUCAUCAUUUCUUUUGUUAGAUACGAAAAGUAGUAGGCUGACCUUGACCUUGGUAAUGUUGACACUGUACACAUGAAGCACCUCAAACAUUAACAUUACUCCAUUGUCACAGCUAAUCGGAAACUUAAUACACAGUGAUGAUAAUCUAUAUAAUAUCCUCACAGGUGUCUUUGCGUAUAUACUACCCAAAGAAGUACAACAACACCUGAUUCUUUCACAUUACGGGGGCACGGGUGGCCCAGUCGUCUAAGGCGCCGCGUUUCGCUGUGCAGAGUUGCGUCCCCUGGACACGUCAGAAACCUAUGAUUGUGGGUUC
Molecule: messenger RNA, 3318 nt
Organism: Haliotis rufescens (red abalone)
Lineage: Eukaryota; Metazoa; Mollusca; Gastropoda; Lepetellida; Haliotidae
Product: CD151 antigen-like
Exons: 8
Coding region: 708-1469 (253 amino acids)
Cellular component (GO): membrane
Source: RefSeq, a predicted model, not a curated record